This is a messenger RNA of Chaetura pelagica (chimney swift), 1275 nucleotides long. It is a transcript of the gene METTL6, whose product is annotated as methyltransferase like 6. The record is from RefSeq and is a predicted model, not a curated record. The coding region runs from base 36 to 992 and encodes 318 amino acids. NCBI's taxonomy places the organism in Eukaryota, Metazoa, Chordata, Aves, Apodiformes, Apodidae. The transcript is spliced from 5 exons.
UGCUUCUAGAGCUGCAAUUAUUUUACCUAUGUUAAAUGAUGGAAAUAUACAAUAAAGAAAAAAAAACCAACUGUCAUAUCUUUGGCAUUCAUAUCUGUGUGAAAGAAUAUAGGAUGUUUCAAGAAAACACAUCAUCCAGUUGCUUAAAUGUAAUAACAACAUCUACUGAAGAUGGUACUUUCCAAAAAAAAGGCCAUAGUGCAAGAAUCCUUAGUCCAGAAGAAGCUGAGAGACUGGAAAAAGAUCAGGUUUUGGUGUCUGAGUUCAAACAACUAAAACUGGAGAAAGAGGCACAGAAGAACUGGGAUCUAUUUUACAAAAGAAACAGCACCAACUUCUUUAAAGACAGACAUUGGACAACCAGAGAGUUUCAAGAGUUAAAAGCAUGUCGGGAGUUUGCAGAUCAGAAGCUGACCAUUCUGGAAGCAGGCUGUGGGGUUGGGAACUGCUUGUUUCCACUCUUAGAAGAAGACCUGAAUAUUUUUGCAUAUGCCUGUGAUUUCUCUCCCAGAGCUGUUGAGUAUGUGAAGAAAAAUGCCUUAUACAGUACUGAAAGAUGUAAAGUGUUCCAGUGUGAUCUUACCAAAGAUGAUCUUCUAGAAAAUAUACCAGCAGAUUCUGUGGAUGUUAUUACACUUAUAUUUGUGCUUUCUGCCAUUCAUCCUGACAAAAUGCAUCUUGUCUUGAAGAACAUCUACAAGGUAUUAAAACCAGGCAGGUGUGUCUUGUUCCGAGACUAUGGACUGUAUGAUCAUGCAAUGCUGAGGUUUAAGUCUGGCAGCAAACUUGGAGAAAACUUUUAUGUUAGACAAGAUGGGACACGAUCAUAUUUUUUUACCAAAGAGUUCUUGUCUCAGCUUUUCAAGGCUGAGGGGUAUGAGCAAGUGGUCAAUGAGUAUGUGCAGCGAGAAACUGUGAAUAGGAAAGAAGACUUGUGUGUUCCAAGAGUUUUUCUUCAAGGCAAAUUUCAAAAGCCUUUCAGUAAGACCUAAGUUCUUGCUGAUUAGCAGCAGCAUUGCUUGUUUGAAAUGGAGGCUAGCACAUAUUUAUUUUCUUGUUCAUGCUCACCUUUCUGGCAAACCAGAAACUACUGUGUCCAGUACCUCUUGCUGGUUUUCAUCCUCAGAUGCCAAGUAUGAAUGCAAUUUCUAAUUAAAAUUUAAGAUGGUUUAGUGAUGCAGGCAACCUAUUGAGCAUCUGUAUUCCUGCUUCUCAUCUAAGUCCUGUGCAGCACUGUUGGAGGAUCAGGUAAAGCACACUAAAUAUGGUUCAUUU